Messenger RNA from Nematostella vectensis (starlet sea anemone), 2983 nucleotides. Its product is annotated as melanocyte-stimulating hormone receptor. NCBI's taxonomy places the organism in Eukaryota, Metazoa, Cnidaria, Anthozoa, Actiniaria, Edwardsiidae. The record is from RefSeq and is a predicted model, not a curated record. Gene Ontology annotation, biological process: G protein-coupled receptor signaling pathway. Gene Ontology annotation, cellular component: membrane. Gene Ontology annotation, molecular function: G protein-coupled receptor activity. The transcript has a single exon. Bases 1004 to 2044 code for a protein of 346 amino acids.
CCUUUAUGGCAAGUUUUUACUAAAAGAAAUACGCUUUGAGUUUGCAAAGCAGGUGCUAUUCGAAGUUCAAACCGGAGAUAAUGCGAGUUGGCAUAUGAAACGCUUAAGUUGAUCAUUUCAAACAUUUCUAUGUGUACAAAUAGAAUGAUUAACACUACAAAGGCGUUGACAUCAAAACCGCCUUUCUAUCUCCAAAAAUUGAAAAUGCAAUUAUGUUUAGUCUGUUUGUGUACUCAGAUGUCUCAAAUGUAAAGCGGUGUGGUUCGAAAACAGUUUGAUAUCUAAGGCCACCAGACAGUUUUUGCUGUUAAAAUGCGUGUGGUGUUAAGAUUACUGUUAUCGUAGAAAAAGCAAGGAAAUUGUCCUGCUUAAACAAUUAUUGAUACAAGUGCGAAAUUGCAUAAGCAGAAGUCUCAAGCUAGAUUGGACAUUAAGAUUAAGAAGAUGAUGAAUUCUAAACAAUCAGCGACAUACGGGAUACAAAGCAUAGGUAUUGAUUAACAUUGAUCUCGAUGGGAGAUUGUUACUUUACUGGGACUUCAGCAUACGUUGGAAGGGCUACAAAUACCAGCUAGAUCUUCGGUGUCGCUUAUUAUUUAUGAGGAGCCCUGAAAAUGAAAUGACAACAAGUCAUAUGUUCAUUUGUCGGUGUUUAACCGCUUUCUCAUUAUCAUCUUUAUAUGAAAGUUUCUUUGUAUUCUGCACCGUUAUUGCUAUACAUUAGCAGGUGUUUUGUAAUCAAUUGUUUACUAAACUUGAAAACAAUACCCCACUCGCCUUGGACACGUUAAUCAACCCUUCUAUUGCUUUCACCUCCACAACGGGAAAGGACAAAAAUUUGAAGAUCUCUAUAAAUUUUUCUACUUACAAAGGUUUUUAAAGCCUUGCUGACUGGAAAGGCAAGGGACACAAUUACUUUAAUUACAGAGGUGUCCAAAGGUGGUUUGAUUAAGAACCGAGUAAGCUUUAAUUUGACCCGCAUAAUCAACUUAGAUGAGAAGAUAUGUCUGCGUAUAACUUCUCUUGCUACUACUUCACGAAGUGGGUACAGUAUGGUCAGCUUCAGUACAAUGAGUUCAUUGUUUUUGCUUUCGUGUAUGUAGUUAUCAUGGUGCCUGCGAUAUUCCUGAACGCUUUAAUCCUCGUCUCCAUCUACCGCACACCUGCAUUGCAAACCCCGAAGAUGACACUCGUGUCUAACCUUGCGUUUUUUGACUUUGGAGUUGGCCUUGUCGCGCAACCAGUGACGAUCGCCUGGAUGGCCGUUGAACUAAGGGCCACGGAAUUACAAGAGACCUACUGCUAUAUGUCGGUUUGGUUUAUGAUCGUGUCCAUAGCGUUUCCUGCGGUGUCUUUUUUCAGUGUUAUAGCAAUUGCUGUGGAUAGAUUUCUUGCCCUCUACUUGCAUCUGCGAUACCACACCGUCGUCACUAUGAAAAAGGCCUUUACGGUCUGUGCAUUUACUUGGGUUUCCUCAAUAAUUUUGGUGACAAUAUGGCUAACAGUAGGAAGAAAGGAUAUGGUUCUGUUCGGUUUGUUAUCAAAUCCCCUAAUUUUCCUCUUCGAGAUGAUUGUUCUUGGCAGUUACUUCCAGAUCUUUAAGAUACUUCAGAAACACAAAAGGCAAAUCCAGUCUGUGCAGGUUACCUUCUCAAGAUCAAGGUCUAGAUCAAGUUCCUUAGAUGAACCUGUUUCUCAGAACACACACCCACAAAACCUUCGUCAAUACAAAAAAUCUCUUAUGAGCUCAUUCUAUAUCUAUCUCACCUUUAUACUCUGCUAUCUUCCACUUUUCAUAACAAUGACUUUCAGCGCAGCGGUAACAACCGAGUACCGGAUCUCUGCAUAUAUGUGGAAAUCUUCUUGUACAAUUCUUGUGAUGAAUUCUGCUAUUAACCCUGCGAUUUACUGCUGGAAGAUGAGAGAACUGCGUAACGCGGUCCGUCAGACAGUGAUGUGGUUGCGAGAGAUGACUGGACUUGCAAGAAAUGAAGGACUGUCCCACCGUCACCAUCCUGCUCAACUCGCUUGGUCACCGAAUUAGUGACUUAUCCAAAAAUUAACGGCACAAGCAAAAUCACUCUCCCUGAGACAGUGUGAUCAAUGCCGAGAGAAUUUGUGGCAGAGAAUUGAGAGUUCCUCUGCAUGAUAAAAGAACGUAAACAUUUUAUAACUUUGCUUAACUUUUCUACAUUGUGACUGUGGCAUUAAGUGACUAUGAUCAUUUAUCUUCGGAGCGAACUAAGUUGAAAUAAUGUAUAUCUUAAUAAUUAAUUUAGUUUGUUAUGAACGAUAGACAUCGCUGGGGCAUGAGGUAAAUCUUCAGGUCGAGUUAUCAUUAUUAUCGCUGCUCGCCGCAUAUUGGAAACCUCUUGAAUUGCCCCCCUAUAUACUACUGAGUUAAACAGAAACAGACUAUCGUUGUACAGGCACAUUUUCAAGACAACUUUGAAUUCACUAGAUAGCUGUAGAAUGAUCAGCUUUCAAAACAUGUUGAUAUAUCAUUUGUAUACUUGUAUAUUGAGACGGGGAUCUAUGACCUUUAUCAAUACAAAUACUGCUUGAAUUGUCCCCUAUAUACUACUUCGGGGAACAAGAACUGAGUGACCUCAUUUAAAAGAACGUCUUUGUUUUUAGGUGUUACUGAAGAUUUUGAAAUUAUAUGUAGUGCUCUGCCGAUAAAUUCAAUUAUGCAAGGGACAAAUUAUCGAGUAAGCAGUGGAUCGAUGAUUUAAAGCUACUUUUUUUCUUUUGACAUCAGAUAUGAACCUAAAUUUUUUUGGAAAUGCGACAAUGAGGACAUGUAAGAUAUGAUAUAGUCAUUUCUAUCGGUUUUCGAUCCAUUUCGUUUUAUCGGGGUAGCGAUUUAUAGAAAGUUUUCAAAAAGACAGACCAACAGCAUUACAAGUAGGGUUUUUCUGAUUAAUAGUACCUAUUGUAAGUUUUGUAAAGAAUUCCUAAUAAAAUAUCACUACUAAAUGAA